AUAAAUUUUUAUUUGGUGUUUUAAUAGGAAAUCAAUGCCAGAAAUUAUUUGACCUUCCCAAUAAUCUGUCACACAAUAGAUUGUUAUUGGUUUUACCCAUCUUAGCAUUCUUUGAAACAUACCAAGUUUUCAGCAUCUCAACUUGACAUUUUAUUUUAAAAUCAAAUACAAGUUCAAAACUUGAAUUUAAUAAGAAAAAAUAUUUACUUGUAACAGUAACAUCAACAUGAUCCCUGUUGGAAUGAGGUCUGCAAUAGCACACAUUAAUUUAGAGCAGGUCGAACCUCUCAACCCCAAAAGGACGUUGGCAUUCAUCAACUACUGGAUUGCUCACAUGGUCUCAUUUUUAGACCAAUUUGUGUCAGUAUGUGAGCAUAAGCUUGCUGAAGUUAAUACAAAAAUUCAACAAUCCGAAGAUGCCCUGGCAAUCCUUGAGAGCAAAUUAUCCUCAAUAUCUGGUUUGGAAAACAUCACAGAAUGUUCCUCUACCACCACCACAGCCAUCACAACUCAUGAAGAACCUGUCCGGGCAUCAGAAGGUCAAUCCGGCAGUGAAGGCCUGAACUUGGCCACUGACAAUGCGGAUGCAGCUUAUACUGAAGGUCAAUCCGGCAGUGAAGGCCUGAACUUAGCCACAGACAAUGCGGAUGCAGCUUCUCAGUCCAACACAGUACCGGCCCGCCAGCACCCUGACUACGCAACAUAUUUCAAGAUGGUCGCAGUGGGAGUGCCUCUCACUGCUGUCAAGCUCAAGAUGUCUGCUUUAGGUCUGGACCCGGACUUGUUAGACAACCCGGACGCCCAUGUGACUGCCAGUGCCGCUUGCGAACAAGAAGCUGAGGACGACUCGGACGAGGAGCUGUCCUCCUGGAGCGAAUAGAUGACAUGCUGGAGCACGAGCAACUUUUCAGUUGCUGCUCAUUCAUGAUCGUACAAAUCAAUAGGAUUCGUAUGGGUACACAAGUCGAAUCUUGUAGAUUUCACUAUUAUCAUAGAUAAGAUGCUGACAUAAAUUUGAAGCAGCUCAGGAAAUCUGGAAAGAUCUAACUGAACAGAGACCUCUUGUUUGCCACUAUGUCUAGAUGAGAUGUUAGCAAUUUUCUGCGAUUAUCAACAUUUAGCUAUAAUUUCCCAAGCUAAUUUUACUGGAUAAUAUUUAAUAUGAUCUUGAUAAUGGAACAUGUUAACGCUGUGAUGAAUGCUUCGUACCUAUUUCUUCACAGGAAUUAUUGUUAUUUGU
Molecule: messenger RNA, 1240 nt
Organism: Hyalella azteca
Lineage: Eukaryota; Metazoa; Arthropoda; Malacostraca; Amphipoda; Hyalellidae
Gene: CCDC53
Product: WASH complex subunit 3
Exons: 6
Coding region: 227-880 (217 amino acids)
Biological process (GO): actin filament polymerization; exocytosis
Cellular component (GO): WASH complex
Source: RefSeq, a predicted model, not a curated record